CAGGGCUCCAAUGGGGGCGGCCGGCUGGAGACGGCGCCUCAGCCUUCUAGUUUCUGAUGCCGUUGCCAAAUAUCUGCCCGAGCUCCCGAAGGCCAACAUCUACUGCGUCGCAUGAUGGUGUAUAUUAAAGUGUGGUAUAAAAAGGGUGACUAGUGUAUACUUGUGAUUUUUAGUUUACGGAUGCCUACCUUUGGUGCUAUUGGAAAAAAUCUAAAUAUGGGCUGGAAAGCAAAUCAAUAUGAAGAAUUCGACGGCAAAAAGAAAAAAGACUCGAUACCUGCAGACGAUUUAAGUUCACCAGAAAGCAUCCCUGAAAUAGAAAGGCCACCUUUAAGACACAUCGACAAGUACAUAAGACCUGAAAUACCAUGCCUGACAAAAAGAGCAACAGUGGCUCUGCUAUGCUGUGUCGGGUUCAUCAUCAUGUUCGGCAUGCGAACCAGUAUGGGAGUAGUAAAACUGAAACUAAACAACACUUGGUCUCCAGAAACCCUCUCAGCAGUAGACUCGGCAAUUUUUUGGGGUUACUUCGUAACCCAAAUCCCAGGGGGUUUGAUAGCAGCAGCAUACCCAGCAAACAUCCUAUUUGGAGCAGCAAUAGGCAUAUCGUCGUUUCUAAAUCUUAUAGUACCUCUAAUAUACCAAAAUCCUGACGUGUUAAUUAUUGUUAAAGUUAUGCAAGGUUUAGUAGAGGGUGUAACAUAUCCAGCAUGCCACGGUAUCAUGCGUCAUUGGGCUCCCCCAUUAGAAAGAUCCCGCUUAGCGACUUUAGCGUUUAGUGGAUGCUACGCCGGUGUUAUGUUUUCGUUGCCUAUUUCCGGGGAAAUGACUGAAAAUUUAGGAACCCUGUCUCCGUUCUACUUUUACGGAGUCAUAGGCAUAAUAUGGUACUUUUGUUGGAUAUGGUUGGUGUUUGAGAAACCUUCGUACCACACGUGCAUAGAGGCGAAGGAGUUGUUGUAUAUUGAGAACGCUCUUGGUACCAGUCAGCAAGUUUACGUCGCGCCUACUCUGUUAAACACUCCGUGGAAGUCGUUUUUUACUUCGAUGCCAUGCUACGCCAUCUUUGUGGCGAAUUUCUGCAGAUCUUGGAAUUUUUAUAUACUUGUGCUUUUCCAAGCGGCGUACUUUCAGGAUGCUUACCACUCUGGAGUUCAGGAGAACACUCUUUUGGGCGCACUUCCCCACUUACUAAUGACAAUCGUAGUACCAAGCGGAGGUAUCCUGGCCGAUAAACUACGUAAAAAAGGCAUCCUAACGACAACACAAGUACGAAAACUGUUCAACUGCGGUGGUUUUGGCAUGGAAGCCACCUUUUUCUUGAUAAUGGCAUAUUCGAAAACCAUUACGCAGGGAAUGACGGCAUUAUCUAUUGGUGUGGCAUUCAGCGGUUUCGCCAUUUCUGGGUUCAAUGUUAACCAUUUGGAUAUUGCUCCGAAGUAUGCCAGUAUCUUGAUGGGAAUGUCCAAUGGGAUUGGUACCAUUGCUGGGUGUUUAUGCCCAUUUGUGGUGCACAAAAUUGUUCUUGAUAAGACUAAAGAGGAAUGGAGAGAAGUUUUCAUAAUAUCGGCCGUUAUCCAUUACUUGGGUAUCGUCUUUUAUGGCAUAUUUGCAUCAGGAGACCUGCAACCAUGGGCGGACUCUAACGCUGAAGAAGAAAAACAAUGGAAUCAGAUGAACGAAGCUCCCAUCAAAAAAUCACCAUCCCAGAGUAACGGUCUCCUGCACCGGCAACUGAGCGGCGCCGCUAGCGGCUACGGCACCGUGGAGACGGCGCUACCGGCCAGACCGCCGCCCCCGCCUCGCCAACUAUCGCAGGAGACUCCUGUAAGGCCCGCCCCGCCCCGCCAACUGCCGCAGCCGCAAGCGCCACCUGCCGUUCCCGUCGGCAACCCGUUUUUAGCUUCUUCCGGUACGAAUCCCUUCAGACAGGAAGCUGUACAGCCUGCGGCGCAAGACAGUUAUCUGCACGGGUCGGUCGAGGACAGGGCUUAUUAAGGGGCUUAAGGGUUUUAAGGUUGUCAGGAUUGUGGAAAUGUUGGUAACAUUAAGAACAAAAAAGUCAAAAUAGUGUUAAUGGUACUACAUUACCAGGUCCUGCCCUUGUGAUUAACAAUAUAAUAGAUUUUUUCAACUAUUGGAAAACUCUGAUUAGUAACACUAUGUAACAUGAUAUUGUUUAUCUGGAUUUUAUUACACAAAUCGAAACUCAAAAGUUAACGUGAGAUUUUAAAUGAAAGGUUUCCUUGGUAACCACAAAAGAGAAAAUUAUAUUGACCUUGUCAAAGUUUCAUUAGGAAGUUUUAAAGAAAUGGGAUGCCGCAUGUCGUUGAAAGUACCUACACUAUUUGCAUUCGCAUCUUGACUUUUUCCGUGAAAAUCUGGGAGAUGUCAGCGAAGAACAUGAAGAAAGAUUUCAUCAAAAUAUUCGGGCAAUGGAAAAGUGAUAACAAGGAAGGUGGGAUGCGACAAUGAUGGGUGACUAUGUUUGGAAUCUACUUCGGGAAGAAAAUGCAUCAUAUAAAAGAAAAAGUCGUAUUAAAAUUCAUUUUUGAGCCAAGACUUAAAA
Molecule: messenger RNA, 2569 nt
Organism: Brassicogethes aeneus
Lineage: Eukaryota; Metazoa; Arthropoda; Insecta; Coleoptera; Nitidulidae
Source: the annotation of a GenBank genome assembly